Messenger RNA from Acanthopagrus latus (yellowfin seabream), 1428 nucleotides. It is a transcript of the gene sycp3, whose product is annotated as synaptonemal complex protein 3. NCBI's taxonomy places the organism in Eukaryota, Metazoa, Chordata, Actinopteri, Spariformes, Sparidae. The transcript has 8 exons. The coding region runs from base 341 to 1060 and encodes 239 amino acids. Gene Ontology annotation, biological process: meiotic cell cycle; spermatid development. Gene Ontology annotation, cellular component: synaptonemal complex. The record is from RefSeq and is a predicted model, not a curated record.
GCAGCCUCGAUCUGGUUGUGGCGGGAAAAGAGUUGAAAUUCGGAGAAGCUAGUGGUUAGCUUAGCUCGGUUUAGUUCGUGUUUAACCAGGCGAGUCCAGCGUCAGUCACAGAAUAGAACUAACACCAGAAGCCACGGCAGAGCUCCGCUUAAUGCCAGAAAAGAACCGAAAUUAAGUUAUGUCCGUUUGUUCGUGAUAUUUGUCGAACAGAAGUAACGCCAAGCUAAUAUUAGCAUUUAGCAUAGCCACCGUAUCACAGGCCGCCAUCAGUGGAGUCCAGGUUGUACAGUAGCAUCAGGUGGUGUCAGCUGAAUCUGAACUGACAGACCAGACUGGAAGAAUGGCGACAGCGAGAAGACAGGUGAAGAAAAAACACCCAGAAGAAAAACCAGAUAAAAAAGUGUUUGAUUUUACUGAAGAGGAUGAAAAGAAAGAGCUGAGUGGCUCUGAGGACGAUGUUCGAGAAGAUGAAACUCCGAUAGUGGACAAGCUGGCCAAGAAGAGACCUGCUGCGGCCUUCGAAGAGGAGGCGGCUCCGUGUGCUGUGGGAAAUGAGGUUCAGUCCAUGUUGGAGAAAUUCGGAGCUGAUAUCAGCAAGGUGAUGCAGGCCAAGAAGAAACGCCUGGAGUCUCUGACAAAAAACUACAUGAAGGGGAGUCAACAGAAGCUGGAGCAGCUGUGGGGAAACUAUCACAGCCAGAGGCAGAAGAUGACUCACCAGUACUCCCAGCAGGUGUCGUCUGCGCUCCAACAGUGGGAGACUGAAGCCCAGCGUGCUGAAGAGCAGGAGGAGAAGCUCAAUAAUCUGUUUAAACAGCAGCAGAAGAUCCUGCAGCAGGCCAGAGUGGUACAGAACCAGAAGCUGAAGACGGUCAGAGAGCUGUACGAGCAGUUUGUGAAGAACAUGGAGGAAACGGAGAAGAGCCAUGAUGCUUUCCUGCAGGGGGCGCAACAGGAGCUGAGAAAGGAGAUGGCCACACUGCAGAAAAAGAUCCUCAUGGACACGCAACAGCAGGAGAUGGCCACCGUCCGUAAGUCGCUGCAGUCCAUGCUCUUCUAGACUGCUGUUACCAUGGCGACGGAGCUAGUUCCUAAUUUAAGGAUGCAUUCUUGGUUGGGGUUACCAUGGUUACUGUAGUUGUAACCCUGUAGCAUUGUCAUAUUGUCAUGAGUUCUCUGUUGUGUUUAAGUUGAUUCCUCAGUGAGACAGAGCAGCAGGUUCAGCUGUAGUGUUGCUUCAUGUGAGUCCACUAGCGAGAACAGAACACGCCUGGAAAGACUGUUGGUCAUUAAAAGAUUGGACAACUUGUAAAAUGAGUUAUAUUACAAACAAAUACAGAAGCUUUGUAUAAAUUAUUGUUGAAACAAACUGGAAAUCAUUUUGACCCCUGUGAGAGAGAAUUAAAUACAUGAUUGUUUUUCUACAGA